Raphanus sativus (radish) is the source of this 1240-nucleotide messenger RNA. Its product is annotated as protein OVEREXPRESSOR OF CATIONIC PEROXIDASE 3. Lineage: Eukaryota; Viridiplantae; Streptophyta; Magnoliopsida; Brassicales; Brassicaceae. The coding region runs from base 45 to 1094 and encodes 349 amino acids. Gene Ontology annotation, cellular component: nucleus. Gene Ontology annotation, molecular function: DNA binding; DNA-binding transcription factor activity, RNA polymerase II-specific. The record is from RefSeq and is a predicted model, not a curated record. The transcript has 4 exons. Gene Ontology annotation, biological process: regulation of transcription by RNA polymerase II.
CUGCUUUAGUACGUCCUUCAGUGGAAAACAGCAAACAGUUUUUGAUGGCGGUUGCCUUAUCCUCUCCCGGCGUCGCCUUUCAUCUUCAUUCGCCGGCGUUAUCUUCAUCGUCAGGUGUAUCCGCCAAUAGAUUUCUCUUUCAGAACCAGAACGCUAGCCCUAGUCUUCUAUCUCUUCCAACUCGUCGUCCUUCUCGCUCUGUAUUUCUUUUUGCUCGUAGGAAGAAUCGAAAGGGAUUCGUUUCUUCGUCGUCUCCAAAGAAGAACAAAAAGAAAAGUUUUGGAGGUGAGGCGGCGGAGGAGGAGGAUGAUCCAUUUGAGGCACUGUUUAAUCUACUUGAAGAAGAUUUGAACAAUGAUAAAUCUUCAAUAGAUGACGAGGAGAUAAGCGAGGAAGACUUAGAUAGACUAGCAGCAGAGUUAGCUGAAGUAUUGGGUGGUGGUGACGAUGUUGAUGGCAUCGACUUGUUCGGUUCAGUCACUAGUGAUGUUGCUGAUGAUGAAGAAGAUGAUGGCAAUGAUGAUGAUAUCGAGGAUGAUGAUGAUGAAGAUGACAGCGAAGAAGAAGAUGAAAGACCAACGAAGCUGAAGAAUUGGCAGCUUAGGAGAUUGGCUUAUGCAUUGAAAGCUGGGCGGCGUAAGACUAGUAUAAAGAAUCUGGCAGCUGAGCUAUGUCUUGACAGGGCUUAUGUGCUUGAACUGCUACGUGACCCUCCUCCAAAGCUUCUAAUGCUAAGUGCUACAUUACCAGAUGAGAAGCCGCCAAGAGCAGCACCUGAGAACUCAUCAAAUCCUCUGGAAUCAUCAGCAGCUGAAGAUGCUGCUGCUGUAGAGGUCGAACCUGAGGAAAAAGUCAAAGAUGAAGCAGUACAUGUGAUGCAACAGAGAUGGUCUGCUCAGAAGAGAGUGAAGAAAGCUCACAUUGAAACACUAGAGAAAGUUUACAGGAGAUCGAAACGCCCCACUAAUGCUGUGGUUAGCAGCAUUGUUCAAGUGACCAAUCUUCCAAGGAGGCGUGUUUUGAAGUGGUUUGAAGAUAGAAGAGCAGAGGAUGGAGUUCCAGAGAAGCGAGCUCCCUAUCAAGCUCCGGUUUAAUUUAUCAAUGUUUCAUAUUGGAAAAGUCAAAAUUAUAAUGACCUCCCGGUUCGGUUUGGUUUCCUUCAUUUUUUAAAUUAAAUAAAUGUUUUUUCCUGUCGGCCCAAAUUUAUUAAUAAAGCCCAAAGGGUACUAUUAAAGUAGAA